UCAUGUAGAAUUUAUUUUUGGUUCUGUCGUCUUAUUUCUCAUGUUUCAUUUCAUAUACAAAUUGCCUUGAGAUUAUCUCCUUUCACUAAUUCAAUUUCAUGUUUCAGUGUAAUUCGUAGCGAAAUAGCAAAUGCGAAAAUGUCAUUUUGUUUUCUUGGUAUUUAGUCCAUGCAUCUGAAAGUUUCAGUUACAAUUUGAUUUGACCUUGGUGAUUUGCAGAGACCAACUACAUGAUACAAAAACACUAUAAUGGAAGAAAAGCAGUUAGAUUUUAAUCAGCCACUUUUAUCAGUAAGGCGAUUCUCAUCAACAGUGGCCUCUGAAAAUAACAAUAAAAGGAAAACUGAUAAGUCAUUAGCCAAAGUACCUCCUCUUCCUGCUUACAAAUCAGAGUUAAAAUCAGGUCCAGUUAGUAAUCCUGGUACUGUUCCUUUUGUAUGGGAAAAGGCUCCUGGAAGACCUAAGAAUGAAAGCAAAUUACAAACACGGGCUGUUGAACGGCCUUCCAUUACUCCAAAGCUUCCACCUGGGAGGAUUUUGAAAGUUGAACAACAAGAUUCUGAUAAAGUUGCAAUAGGUACAUCAGUUAUUCAGUCCAGAAUAGGAAGCCCCGUUUCCAACUCUCAGAGUCUUGCAUCUUUAGAUAAUAAAGUGACAAAAAAUGAAAGACCAAAAGAAGUAAUUCAGGAAAAGGCAAGUUCUGCUUCAGAUGAUGGGAAUGAGACCUAUCAAGAUGCUCUUGAUACACUUUCUAGAACUGAAUCAUUUUUCAUGAAUUGUAGUGUGAGUGGCUUGAGUGGAUGGGAUGAUCAAGAAGUCCAGCCAUCUGGAAAAUUCUCAACAGAUCAACAGGCUCGUGAUUUCAUGAUUGGCAGGUUCUUGCCUGCAGCAAAGGCAAUGGCUUCUGAAACACCUCAAGUUCAAUACACCUCUAGGAAGCCCUUUGUUACACAAGAACAACCGAGACAAAUAAGGGAAGUAGUGAAUGAGGCUAAGUCGCGUCCCCUUAAUCCGAAAUGGCAAAAGGUUUUGCCACAUUAUGCCCAAGAUAUUGGUAGGGAAGAAAGUGAAGAUGAAAGUGAUGAUGAUGAUGGAUCUGAAAACUAUGCACCCAAAGUUUGUGGGCUAUUUCCUCGAUUCUGCCUAUUGAAUCCAAUACCAGGAUUAAGAAUGGAGGAUAGGAUUCUGAGUUCUGCAGUUCAUGGAGUGCAGGGUAAAUCAAUUGCUUCUCACAGAAGAACUGCGAAAGAGCAUGCUAAAACUGUUAAUCAUGGGAGAAAGACAGUAGAGUCCCAAUCUGGCUUUACUAAAGAGAAAGAUUUUCUUGGUAUUCCUGAAAAAUCUAAGCAUGGCUUUGAUCCUCAUCGAAGAGGCUGCAGCAGCAAAUUAUUACCCCGUGAAAGCACUCAAUUUGAAUCAAGCUGUGAAAGCCCUGUUGCUGAGAAGACUCUAUAUGUAGAUUCUGUACAUGAGGUUAAACCUUCAAGCUGUUCUUCUGAAAUGAUGGGUCCAACCAAUCACAUAGGGGAUGAUUUUGAGAAUUUAAGAAAAGACAGUAGCAUUGAUAAAAAUCCUUUCAUAGAUUCUUCCAUUGAGGAUAGCAAACACUUGGUUAUUGUGGAUGAGAAAGCAGCAUUACUACCUAAAAAUCCAGUGUCUCUUGAGUCAUUUCUCCGCCUGUGUUCUGAUAAUUUCAGUGGUGACAUGCAGAAGGAAGUGAUAAAUCAUUCCAACAAAAUAUACUCAGAAAAGCAAGGGUUGACAAAGCCUAGCUUCCAAGGAAGUAAGUUAGAUAACGAUUUGGAUGCAACUUCAAGCCCAAAAAUGGUUGAAUGCAAGAAAAUAGAGUCAGAAAGUAAAUUUUCUUUCAGUAAAAAAAGUUCUGAUGACCUUAUUCAGAAUCCUGCUUCAUGGAGAAACGUGAAAUUGGUUAGUGACCAGAAGAUUGACAUAGAAAGCCAAUCACAUAUGAAGUUAACAUCAGAUGCAAGCUCUUUGAAGCUUCCUCUUGCCCUUCCUUUACCAAAAGCUCCUUCAGAGUCUUGGCUCAAGCGUACUUUACCUAAUGUUUCUUCAAGGAAUAUAUCUUCACUGUCUAAUCUUGCUGCCAAAAUUCAUGCACCAACUCAAACUCCCAACACAGCAUCACUGGAUCCUAAGUGGGAAAAAAUCGUUAAAUCUUCUAAUUUACAUCGUGGGCAUAAGGAACAACUAACACCAAUUCCAGAAGUCUGAGUUUUCUGGAGAGCAAGCCAUUGAUCAUUUGAUAUGCUUACUAAAUGUGCAACCUUUUUUGGAAUGUAAUUAUUUCUUCUCUGUACUUUCAUCCUACAGGUUGAUCUACUUUUUUGCUUCUAUAUACACGAG
Gastrolobium bilobum is the source of this 2367-nucleotide messenger RNA. RefSeq lists its product as uncharacterized. The record is from RefSeq and is a predicted model, not a curated record. NCBI's taxonomy places the organism in Eukaryota, Viridiplantae, Streptophyta, Magnoliopsida, Fabales, Fabaceae. Bases 250 to 2235 code for a protein of 661 amino acids. The transcript has 3 exons.